Triticum dicoccoides is the source of this 955-nucleotide messenger RNA. Its product is annotated as dolabradiene monooxygenase-like. The transcript has a single exon. Gene Ontology annotation, molecular function: oxidoreductase activity, acting on paired donors, with incorporation or reduction of molecular oxygen; heme binding; monooxygenase activity. The annotation marks the transcript as partial. NCBI's taxonomy places the organism in Eukaryota, Viridiplantae, Streptophyta, Magnoliopsida, Poales, Poaceae. The record is from RefSeq and is a predicted model, not a curated record.
UUUAGUUGUCAAGCUUCGUUCCAUAGUCCAUACAUACGAACUUAGAUUAGAGCAGAGGAGCUGUGUUGUGUAGGUGAUGCAAAUGGAGGUCGUCUACCUCGGCGUAGCUCUCGUGUCCUUGUGUGUUGUGCUUCUUUCCAGGCGUAGGCGCAGAGCGAACGAGCCGCCGGGGCCGUGGCAGCUGCCGGUUAUCGGCAGCCUGCACCACCUCGCCGGGCAGCUCCCCCACCACGCGCUGCGUGACCUAGCACGGCGCCACGGGCCGGUGAUGCUCCUCUGGCUCGGCGAGGUGCCCACGCUGGUGGUGUCGUCCCGGGAGGGUGCCCGCGAGGUGAUGAAGACCCACGACGCGGCGUUCGCGACGCGACCCCUCAACGCCACCAUGCGCGUGCUCACCAACGGCGGCCGGGGCAUUGUGUUCGCGCCGUACGGCGACUACUGGCGUCAGCUCAGGAAGAUCACCGUCUUGAAGCUCCUUUCGGCGCGGCGCGUCCUGUCCUUCCGCGCCAUCCGGGAGGAGGAGGUCGCUGCCAUGCUCCGCGAUGUCGCGGACGCAGCGGCGGCCACGCGCCCCGUGGAGCUAAGCGCGCGCAUCUCCGCCCUCGUCACCGACAUCACCGUCCGCGCCGUCAUGGGCGACCGGUUCAAGGAGCGCGACGUGUUCCUCCGCUCGCUCGACCGCGGCGUGAAGCUCGCGGCCGGGUUCAACCCGCCGGACCUGUGGCCGUCGUCCUGGCUUGUCGGUUGGCUCAGCGGGGGCGUGCGCCGCGUCAAGGAUUGCCGCGAUACCGGGACCGGCAUCCUUGACCCCAUCAUCCGGGAGCACCUGGAGAAGAUGGAAGAUGGCGGAGGCCAGAAGGAGGACUUGCUCGACGUGCUUCUAAGAAUACAGAAGGAGGAGGAGGGCAGGCUCCAAUUCCCGCUCGACAUGGACACAGUCAAAUCCGUCAUCUUG